CAACCUAUUUCAUAAAGAGAAUUGAGGAGAAGAAGAAGAUCUAGCGGCACACUCCAUAGACAGUACCAGUGUAAUUUAUUAUCAUCAUCGAACCUAGCAUUAAUGAUCAUUCCUACUCCGGACCCUCGGCCAACUACGAGUACAAAGAAUUAAAUAUUCUUUGUGUGGGUAUUUUCCAACAUCCUAGUUCUUCAACAGAGAAAUCAAAAUAUUGUGCUUUCAAUUUAAUCGCUGAAAAUGGCGCGAUAACACUUGGAAAUAAUCAUCAAGAGAAGCUUAACUUCAUGGAAGCCAAAAUUUCUCAUCUACAAAAAACUCUGAGGCAGAAAGAUGAGGUGAUAAAAAGAGCUCAAGAAGAGCUUAUUAAAAAGUAUACGUCACGCGAAACUUGGGUACCAAUGGAUAAUAUUGCAGACAUAUUCCAGUAUCUUAGAUACGCCAUACGUCAAUGGUGCUCGGCACAGGCCAAAAAGGAUUAUAAAUUUGAUCUAAAGGGGAACGAAUGGGAAGUAUUCCUUCAAGAAUUAGCAAAAUUUUGCUUCUCGAAGGAGCAAAUCAGCAAGAAUUUCCAAAAGCACUACUUCGUGAUGGCAACCUGAGAACGAGAGUAAUUCUGGAAGGCCUCUUUGCCCACCAUCUAUUUUCAGCAUUUUUCCCCGACCCUUUCUUCUUCCUAGGAUAGCAAAUCUCCAAGGGCCUCAACGACAUUUUUUCGUUAGCUGCAUCAUGUACG
This is a messenger RNA of Sclerotinia trifoliorum, 733 nucleotides long. The record is from the annotation of a GenBank genome assembly. NCBI's taxonomy places the organism in Eukaryota, Fungi, Ascomycota, Leotiomycetes, Helotiales, Sclerotiniaceae.